Molecule: messenger RNA, 654 nt
Organism: Cylas formicarius (sweet potato weevil)
Lineage: Eukaryota; Metazoa; Arthropoda; Insecta; Coleoptera; Brentidae
Product: venom serine protease 34-like
Exons: 4
Biological process (GO): proteolysis
Molecular function (GO): serine-type endopeptidase activity
Source: RefSeq, a predicted model, not a curated record
GAAAAUCCAGCUACAAUCCUUGGAGGACAAGAAACGGGCGUCAACGAGUACCCUUCGAUGGCGGGGCUGGUAAAUCUGAACCCUUUCAUCAUAAUUUGCGGGGCUAGCAUAAUCUCUGAAUUUUUCGUGUUGACCGCCGGUCAUUGCGUCUACAAUAGAGAUCGCAGCACGUUUUCGGUUUUAGUGGGCGGGCACAACAUCACUUCAGGAACCACCCCUUAUUCGAAGAUUUAUAAUGUUAACACCUACGAAAUCUUCCCCAACUUCAGUCUAAUUAAUACGGUGAUAGAUGACAUCGCGAUCAUUAAAACUCAAAACCAAAUAGUGUUUAGUUUAUAUAUCGGUCCCAUAUGCUUACCAUUUCGCAAAUCGGACGUGCUAAGGAAGACAAGUCUCACUGUAAUUUCAAACCAGCAGUGCGCCCGGGACCAGACUGAGAAUAUCAACAACAAUCAUAUAUGUACAUUUACUCUGAGACAUCGCGAGUGCGCUGGUGAUUCUGGAGGCCCGUUGCUGUGGAUGGAUCCGAGCACUCAAAGGUUGCAUCUUAUCGGGAUCAUAUCCCACGGGCUCGACUGCAAUAUCGACAGUCCCUCAAUUAACACCAGGGUUACUUCGUAUUUGGAUUGGAUCGUUGCCAGAACUGGUAUGUAA